UUUUUUUCGUUCUGCUUUGAGAUUGUAACAAGCAAAAAAUUAUUUCAAGAGAAAAGAAAAUUUUCCAAUUUCAUUGUCAAUUGAGAUGAAUUUAAGUCAAUAGAAAGACUUCCCACACACAAUUAUUUUUGUCAUCAUUAUAAUUUUUUUGGAAAGUCAUCAUACUCGAAUUUAAGUGAAAUUCAAUAAAUCAAAUAGAAUUUAUAAGGAUAUAAUAUAAUAAUAAUAUAAACAAUAAACAAAAAUGGCUGCGUCACGUGAUGAGCAAUCACCAAAGCAACGCAACUCACCAUUAAGCAAAUUUAGUCCUGGUUUUAAAUCGUCAUCGCCAUCUCAUUCACUUAGUUCCGAAUCACAACAACAUUUAAGUCCAACGAAAUUCUUUAGCUCAUCGCCUAACGAUAAUCAUCAUAUGAUAACAGGGUCAGGUCCAAGUCGACAACGUUCAUUACGUGAUCGUUUACGCGAUGGAAUUAGUAGCAGUCUUACUUGGCAGAGCAAAUCGCGUAGCGUAGAUCAUGGUUUAUCUGCGCCAUUCGUAGAUUUGGACUCAUUACGUUCCAAAGUUGAAGGACGUUUCGAAAGCAUUGAUCGACUGUCUUCAAAAGGUUCAAUAACACCGAUUCCAACAUUACCGUAUACAGUUAAAGAUCGCGACACUUUAACAUCAGUUGCUGCACGUUUUGAUACCACACCUUCGGAAUUAACUCAACUUAAUCGAUUAGGCAGCUCCUUUAUUUAUUCGGGACAAACAUUACUUGUGCCUGACAAGUCGAAAAUUAAGGAUGAUGAUAAUUCUAGUGAGACAAGCGGUGAUACAGACAUUUCAAAGGAAAAGAGUCGAAAAGGCUCGAAUAAUACUGACGAUAUUCCACAGGACGAAAAGGACCUUCUUGACAACCUGAGACCAACAUCACCAAAACCUGGUCAUGCAGAGCGUGUCGUUACACCAAAUCAGUCAGAAGAUGAUCCCGUAGUAAUUCAACGGUUCUUAAAGCUUAAUGUUCGGCACAUUACUGAUGGACAAGGAGUUGUUGGUGGCGUUUUACUUGUCACUCCAAAUGCUGUCAUGUUUGAUCCAAAUGUCUCUGAUACUUUAGUCAUUGAACAUGGUCCUGAAAGCUAUGGAGUUAUAGCACCUAUGGAAUUUAUUGUUAAUGCUGCCAUAUUUAAUGAUAUUGCUCAUAUGCGAGUUGGAAGUGGUGAACAUUCUAAUCAUAACUCAACCGAAAAGCCAGAAGUGUACUAUCCAAAACCACCACCAUGCAAUAGAUGCGAUACGCAUUCACCUGGCAAGGACUCGUUGCUUGUUAAAGACGAAACGUUUCCUGAAUUAGGUGCUGGAAGUUCUGUUGAUCAAGAGAGCAAUUGCUCGACAGAACGUGAUGAUGGCGAUGCAUUUCCAAAAGCUUUUGAUCGCGAUCUUGUGACGCCAAUUGAAAAAAUUCAUGCUGAUUCUACAGAAAGUGCAGGCGGUCGUGGCUCAUUGACAAAUGAAAAUGAGACAAAGAAAGACGAAAAGGAUGAUACAAAAACGGAGCAAGAUGACGAGCUUGAUGCGAUAAAACACGAAGCAAACAGAAGAAAAAGUCUCCUUGACCAACAUUGGGCCAUACCGAAGAAAGAUAGACUGAGAACACAAUGUGAAUGUAGAUCAGAGGAUGGGGAGGAUGAAUACGAAAACGUAUUAAAGGAAGAAGAAUCCGAAGAUAAAAAGACAGACAAUGCUGAAUUGGCAGCAGAUGUUAUUGAAGAAAAUCAAUUGACUCGAACAUCAUGUCAUGAUAGUGGAAUUGAUAUAAGAGAUGCUAUACCGACAGUUCCUGUUGUUCAAACUAAAAAAAUUUAUAGUGAUGCAGACAUUGUACUAAGCUCAGACUGGGUACCGCCAUUGACAAUAGCUCCCACAUCAAUAUGCACAGAUACAAAAUCCAUGUCUACAUCAUCAUAUAGUAACGAUACAGUUUCAACAAACAGUGAUGGACGAAAAAAGACGUCCAGUGUUAGCUUUAGUGUUGAAGAUAAUGAAAAUUCUGGUGCUGAAAAGGGAACUGGAGAAGUUAAGAAGAAUAAGAUGCUUAAACGCUUAUCAUAUCCAUUGUCGUGGGUGGAAGGUCUGACUGGCGAGCAAGGCAGCAAAGAUAGCGAUUCAGCGCCCACAACAAGUGAUUCUAAUCAAAGUGUAUUUUCGAAAGUAUUUUCAAGACGAUCAUCAAUUGGAACUUUUAUACGAUCUCAUCCAUCAUCGGACAGUUCAGCAACAUCAUCGCAAUCAAACAAACCUCAAAAGCCUCAAGCUCCGAAAUUAGACUAUAGAUCAAUGGUGUCAAUCGAUGAUAUGCCAGCAUUAUUUGUAAGCUUUGAUAUGAGGGCACCGUUGUUUCCACAACUCGAAAAUCUUGAACUUAUACCACGACCAGCACGAGCAUGUCAAGAUCCACCGAUGUAUUUAAGAUUACGAAUGGGACGUCCAGCUGGAAAACCAUCACCGCUACCCACAACAGUAAUGUCGUAUGGCAAGAAUAAGCUACGUCCUGAAUAUUGGUUUAGUAUUCCUAAGAAUAAGGUUGACGAACUUUAUAGAUUCAUUGGUGCUUGGGUUCCACAGCUCUAUGGUGAAUUGGACGAAGAAGCAAUAAAGGCACGCGGAUUUGAGCUAAUUCAGCAUGAUACUGAAUGGACGAAUAACAGAACGUCCAGCAAGGAUGGACUCGACAUUGGCGAAGAGAUUGGUGAAUAUACUCGCGAAUCGUGGGAGGUUCUGUCGAUGAGCAAAGAUGAUUAUCGAAAUGCAUCGUUCAUCACAGCUGGUUCAUUUGAACAGGAUGUUCCCAUCCCCGAUCUUGUUGGAGCUACUGAAAUUUUAAGUGAAGAACACAGAGAAAAACUCUGUGGACAUUUACCCGCGAGAGCAGAAGGCUAUUCAUGGUCAUUAAUAUUCAGUACAUCACAACAUGGAUUCUCACUAAAUUCGCUUUACAGAAAAAUGCACAAGCUCGAAAGUCCUGUUCUUAUUGUUAUUGAAGAUACAGAUCAUAAUGUAUUUGGUGCACUCACAUCAUGCUCACUGCAUGUGUCAGAUCAUUUCUAUGGAACAGGUGAAUCAUUGUUAUACAAAUUUAAUCCAACUUUCAAAGUAUUCCAUUGGAGUGGAGAAAAUUUGUACUUUAUUAAAGGCAAUCCUGAAAGUCUCGCAAUUGGUGCUGGAGAUGGUAGAUUCGGUUUGUGGCUUGACGGUGACUUAAAUCAAGGCAGAUCACAAAGCUGUAGCACAUAUUCAAACGAACCGCUAGCACCUCAAGAAGACUUUGUUAUAAAAACGCUCGAGUGUUGGGCGUUCGUUUAAAUUCAUUAAUAUAAAAAUCUAACGAUGAUAAUCAUGGAGAUAUGUAACAUUUAAUUUAAAAUAUAUUUUUUUGUCGAUUAUAGCAAAAUUUUAGUGAUGGAAAAAGUCAUUCAUUGAAGAAACAAAAAUUUCAUAUUCAUGAGUAAAGAAGCAAAACUUUAAUGUUUCUUGAAACUGAAGAAAAAUAAUUCAUUUAUGGCAAAACUAAUAGAAAGACUAUAGGAAAGUGUGAGUAGCAUAAAGAUUAUUUGGCAAGUUGCAUGAGAAUGUCUUCGCAAUUUAAUUUAUAAUGAAAAGAAAAUGAAACUUUUUGUAGUAGUGAAUCAAGAAUGUUAUUGGAUAGAGCAAAAUAAAAUAUAAAAACAUUUGUGAAAUCGUUAAGGAAAAAAAAUUGUUGAAAUUUCAAAUUCACACCAAAUUUUCAAUUUGAAUGAAUAUAUUGUUUUUGGUAAUGAAGUGAAACCAUAAUAAUGUGAAUGCAUAAAUAAGCUUAAUGAUUUUUGAACGUAAACCUGUAAUUUAUUAACAGUUGGAAGAAACUUAGUGGAGUACCACACUCUUGUAAUCUAUUAACAACCGAGCAAAGCUCGAUCUUUAAAAAGUUCGGACUAGGUUGAGCGAAGCAGAAGUUUCAAAACUAUCUAGACUGUAAGCAAUAUUGAGGUCUGAUCAUAUCACAAAGUAAUGCUUUAAAUUUUAAGAUUUUUAAUCUUAACUGAACAAUAUUUAGGAAUUUCUUUCAUAUGAUGUGAAUAUUCGCAUAAAGCAUGAUCGGUUUCAUUGCUAGUUUUAUUAAGUAAUGAGGAAGAAGAUGAGCAGAAAAAGAUUUAUGUUCUUCUAUUUAAAUGAUAAUAUUAAUCAAAAUGUUAUAUUGAAUCCAUAACUAAUAUAGUCAUGCAUUUGUGUCGCAUGUUAGGGACAAAAAAAAAUAUCGAGAUGCAUAUUUUUUGUGGAGAGAGAUCUUUUCAAAGAUAACGGCUAACUUUGUUAAAGGAAAAUUGUCAAUAUUGAUGAAUGAGGUUCAACCCUAUCUUACCAGUAAAGCAUCUGUCAAUCUGGUUGCAAUCAAUUUUCCUUAUCCUUAAACUCGAAAUUAUGGAAUUAAAAAUUGACUUAGAAAUUUGUGGAGAGAAAAAAGAAAAGUCGAAGGCAAAAGUUUUAUGCUUUUUAUAUGUUUAUUAUACUGAAUUGUGAUAUGUUUAUCAUUAUUCUUUUUACAUUUUAAUGAAAUGCAAGCAAAACAACUAAAUACAAUACUUAUUCCUUAUUUUUAUUAAAAUGAUAACUUUAUUAUUAAACUUCCUAGUUUUUGACAUCCUUAUUAUUACUAUUUGUAUGAUUUAUGAUGUAAUUAUGAUUAUAGCAAGGAUUUAUUUUGCGAAUCAUUAUUAUUUUAGAACUUUUAAUGUCCUUAUUAUUA
Molecule: messenger RNA, 4766 nt
Organism: Chironomus riparius
Lineage: Eukaryota; Metazoa; Arthropoda; Insecta; Diptera; Chironomidae
Source: the annotation of a GenBank genome assembly